GUGACAUUUAGAAUUUGAUUGUUUUCUUUUUUUUCUGUGUCCUUUCCAAGACCUUUGAAGAAACAAUUUAAUUUUAUCGAAUUUAAUUAACUGUGAUUAAUUUUUUUCUUCACUUUGUAUCUAAAUUAAAGGAUAGAGAUGAUCGCCUCUCGAGUCUUAAGAUCCAUUCGGUUAGGAACAAGUUCUAGAUUUAGUUCUACAAUUGCUGGACGUUUGGAAAAGCCACCACUUCGAGGUCAACAUCGUUAUUCCAUGCAAAAUGCUUUCUUAGCGGCUCUUACCAUCUCUCUUGGCAGUGGAUUUUUAUUGAAUACCUUUUUCUGGUUACCAAGGAAGAAGAGGAUGAAUGAAUUUUUCGCAAAUUAUGAUGAUGCAAAAAGAGCCAAGGAAUUAAUUGAAGGAGGAAUCCUUGAUUUAGUUGUCGAUGAUUUGGAUUAAACGAAAUCAACAUGUAAUUACUCUAGUGAAUGUUAAUCAUGUUACGAUUUUCUUUCAACAUCUUUAAUCCCAAUUUUCUUCAGAUUUAAACAUCUUAAAAACAACAAAAGUAGAAAGUUAUAAUUAUUAAUUAACAUUUAUGUUAACCGAAAUAUAUAAAAAUCAACCAGUGAAUAUUAGGAUCAAUUGUUGCUUUUUAUUGUUACGGUUUUCAUUGUUAAUCCUAUUUGGAUAUUGUGAAUCCGGUGUAUAAGAAAUAAAUUGUAAUCAAAAUGAGUUAAUGAUUGAAAAUGAA
Molecule: messenger RNA, 733 nt
Organism: Panonychus citri (citrus red mite)
Lineage: Eukaryota; Metazoa; Arthropoda; Arachnida; Trombidiformes; Tetranychidae
Exons: 2
Coding region: 139-438 (99 amino acids)
Source: RefSeq, a predicted model, not a curated record